Alternaria arborescens is the source of this 258-nucleotide messenger RNA. RefSeq lists its product as hypothetical. The coding region runs from base 1 to 258 and encodes 85 amino acids. Lineage: Eukaryota; Fungi; Ascomycota; Dothideomycetes; Pleosporales; Pleosporaceae. The record is from RefSeq and is a predicted model, not a curated record. The transcript is spliced from 2 exons.
AUGAACCUACCUGCUCGAAUCGCAAAAGUGGGAACGUUUAGCGCGAACAUCAUAGUGUUCUUUGCUGCAAGUGCUAAAGAUGGCCCGAGCGGAAUCGAUCUUCCGUGGGUUACAGAUGAUCUACAAAAUACCUCUUUUAAGCGACGUCAAACCGGUGCGUUCUAUAAAGAGACGACAUCUCCGAAAGGCUCUCCCUUUUUUCAAUCUACGAGCCCCGCUUCCAUCGGUCAAAAGUCGAUUUACACCGGAUCUAGGUGA